This is a messenger RNA of Gigantopelta aegis, 429 nucleotides long. RefSeq names its product serine/arginine-rich splicing factor 6-like. The record is from RefSeq and is a predicted model, not a curated record. NCBI's taxonomy places the organism in Eukaryota, Metazoa, Mollusca, Gastropoda, Neomphalida, Peltospiridae. The transcript has a single exon. Bases 1 to 429 code for a protein of 142 amino acids.
AUGACAGCAUCGCGAUCAAGAUCAAAUUCCCGAUCCAGGUCCCGAUCACGAUCCCGAUCCCGAUCCCGACGUGUGUCCAAAUCACGAACUCGAUCAAGAACUAGGUCUCCGAAUGUGAUAGAAGCCAGGCGGAGUAACAGAGGUGGGAUAAAAGGCGGAUCCAGGAGCCGAGGUCGUUCUAGGGGCACAAAGCGAAAGAGGUCUCAAAGCAAAAAGUCUAGAUCUCAUUCAAAGAAACGAAAGCGAGGAGCCAGCUCCAAAAAAAGUAAAGGCGCCAGCUCCAAAAAAACUAAAGGCGGGAAAAGAAAAGGAAAAGGUGGGAAGAAACAAAAGGCAAAACCAUCGAAAGGUCCAAAAGCUCCAGCAGAAAAUCCCAAGUCCGCGAUGGAAGGAAAGGAGCCCACUCCUGCACAGGCCACGGUUGAGUAA